Messenger RNA from Sugiyamaella lignohabitans, 1149 nucleotides. RefSeq names its product sphinganine kinase LCB4 (gene LCB4). Gene Ontology annotation, cellular component: cytoplasm; membrane; intracellular membrane-bounded organelle. The transcript has a single exon. Bases 1 to 1149 code for a protein of 382 amino acids. NCBI's taxonomy places the organism in Eukaryota, Fungi, Ascomycota, Dipodascomycetes, Dipodascales, Trichomonascaceae. Gene Ontology annotation, biological process: sphingosine biosynthetic process. The record is from RefSeq and is a predicted model, not a curated record.
AUGGCUGAAGCUUACAAGGGUAUCAAAGCGGAGAAAAAGCUGCUAGUCCUUAUUAACCCUCAUGGUGGCCAAGGAAAAGCCAAAUCUAUUUAUAAGAAGUACGGUGCUCCGAUAUUUGCUGCCGCCCAUUGUAAAACCACGGUGAUAACAACUACCCAUCAUUAUCACGCAGCACAAAUUGCGGAAGAACUGGAUAUUGAUAUGUAUGACGCUAUCGUAUGCUGUUCCGGUGAUGGCAUUCCACACGAGGUCAUCAAUGGAUUUGCCAAAAGAUCCGAUUCUCACAGGGCAUUAGCCGAGGUAUCUAUUUGCCAGUUUCCAUGUGGCUCGGGAAACUCAAUGGCCAUGUCAUUGAAUGGAACUGCAUCUCCAAGCAUAGCUGCUCUGAACAUUGUCAAAGGUAUGCCGAUGCCUAUCGAUUUGAUGUGCAUGACCCAGGGAAAUCAGAGAGCAGUAUCAUUCUUGAGUCAAACUUAUGGAUUAGUUGCUGAUGCUGAUUUGGGAACAGAGUCUUUGAGAUGGAUGGGUGGUACUAGAUUUGCCAUUGGUGCUCUGAUGAGAGCGUUAUCUGAGGCCACUUAUCCAUGUGAACUGCAUGUUAAGUAUGCCCAUGAGACAAAGAAGGCAGUCUCCGAACAUUUUAACCGGUCAUACCAAUCGUCAUCACAACAGAACAUUCAAGAGGGAAGCCAAUCAGAAUAUAGAGAGUCAGGAUCUCUAUUCAAAAAGUCCCUUCAGUAUGGUUCUAUCAAUGAUCCAGUACCAUCCGACUGGCAGACAUUGACAAGAAACAAGCUUGGAUUUUUCUAUGUUGGAAAGAUGCCCUGGAUGGCCAGUGAUGCUUUGGUAUUCCCAGCCAGUUUACCGAACGACGGUACUCUGGACUUGGUCACCUGGGACUCAACCAUUGGUAGACUAACUGCCAUUGACUUGUUAUUAAAAAUAGAGAAAGGUCAUCAUGUUCAUAGCAAUGACGUACAAUAUGCCAAGAUUGAAGCAUACCGCCUGAUUCCAAAAAUCCAAGAUGGGUACCUAAGCAUUGAUGGGGAGUCGUUUCCUCUCCAACCUUUUCAAGUCGAGGUUAUUAGAAACGCAGCUUGUUUGUUGUCUUCAACCGGUAGCUACGCAAACACUAAUGUGAACCUGUAG